Molecule: messenger RNA, 348 nt
Organism: Drosophila hydei
Lineage: Eukaryota; Metazoa; Arthropoda; Insecta; Diptera; Drosophilidae
Product: keratin, type II cytoskeletal 1
Exons: 2
Coding region: 1-348 (115 amino acids)
Source: RefSeq, a predicted model, not a curated record
AUGAAGGUGCGUGGACAUAAGCUACUCUUGCUGCUCGGCAUCGGCUCAGUUUUACUGCUCCAAACAACAACUGCCGGAAAAGUGAAGCUGUUUGCAUUUAAGGGUCCACAUGCCGGAUUCGUUGGACUGAAAGUUCGAACACCAAAGCUAUUGGGUCUUAAGCAUGCACUGUCGGGACAUGGCGGUGGAUUCGGUGGCGGCAUUGGUGGUGGAAUAGGCUUCGGAGGUGGCUUUGGUGGCGGCCACAGCGGUGGCUAUCAUCACGAGGAAUAUCACCACGAAAGCCACUACAGCAGCGGUGGAAGCUAUGGAGGUGGUGGUUUUGGCGGCGGUCUGUGGGGAAAAUGA